AGGACGACCACUGACACAAAAUGGGGGACUGGGAUCUUUUGGGCCGUCUGUUGGACAAAGUGCAAACUCAUUCCACAGUCAUUGGAAAAGUCUGGCUCACAGUUCUAUUUGUGUUUCGCAUCCUGGUCCUCAACACUGCAGCAGACAGGGUUUGGGGUGAUGAGCAGUCAGACUUUAUAUGCAACACGCAGCAGCCCGGUUGUGAGAACGUGUGCUACGAUUUGGCCUUCCCCAUCUCUCACGUGCGAUUCUGGGUGCUACAGAUCAUCGCGGUGGCCACUCCCAAACUGCUCUACCUUGGAUAUGUUCUUCAUGUCAUUCACGCUGAGAAAAAGAAGAUGAAAAAGCAGAUCGAGUUUGACGACCAGGACUACAAGCUCCCAAAGUACACCAAGAGCAGCGGGAAAGUCAGCAUCCGUGGACGACUCUUACACAGCUACAUCUUCCACCUCAUCGCUAAGAUCCUGCUGGAGGCUCUGUUCAUCGUGGGACAAUACCUACUCUAUGGCCUUCGUCUGGAAAUGCGCUACCAAUGCGUCCAAUGGCCCUGCCCGCACAAAGUCGACUGCUUUGUGUCCAGACCUACAGAGAAAUCCGUCCUCAUCUGGUUCAUGCUCGUAGCGGCACUGGUAUCUCUAGCGCUGUGUUUGAUAGAGUUGUUUUAUAUGUUCUUUAAAGCGGUGAAGGAGUGCAUUUCCAGAAGGCAGGACUACACGGUGACCCCAGUGACCCCACCGCUAAAGGCCUACAAAAGCCACGAUGAGAUGAUCCAAAACUGUGUCAAUCUGGACUUGGAGAUACAGGGUAGAAAGAUGGCAUCAGGAGGAGCAGUGAAUGACGUGGCCAAAAAUGCAGAGAAUAACAAAAUAGGGCAGGUUUUUAUAUAG
Molecule: messenger RNA, 887 nt
Organism: Periophthalmus magnuspinnatus
Lineage: Eukaryota; Metazoa; Chordata; Actinopteri; Gobiiformes; Gobiidae
Product: gap junction Cx32.7 protein-like
Exons: 3
Coding region: 21-887 (288 amino acids)
Biological process (GO): cell communication
Cellular component (GO): connexin complex
Source: RefSeq, a predicted model, not a curated record